UGCUUAGCUCAAAUGGGACAAUACCGAUCGGCCGUGUGCCAAGCCUCAGAAGUUUGCUGCGACAUUUCGCAGGUGGACGAGUCAGUUGAUGUGACUGAAGGACCUUCGGAUGCUGAAGACCUAUGCGGCAUGAGCAAUCCAAGCGGACUGGAGGCGAACGCCAAUGCAUCUGAAGAUCAGGCGAAGUUUGGAGAAUUCCCGUGGACGAUUGCUCUGUUCCAUAAAGGGCAAUACUUCGGCGGUGGCUCUCUGGUUAGCCAGAAUGCUGUCCUCAUGGCAGCCCACCUCCUGGCGGAUAAGUCAGAAGCCGAUAUUGUAGUCAGAGCUGGCGAUUGGGACUUGUCAAGCACGGAGGAGAGCACUCCGCAUGAAGAGCGCCAAGUUUCGAGGGUUGUGAAACAUGAGAACUUCGAUGUGAAAACUGGAUCCAACAACCUGGCACUCCUCUUCCUUGAGAGCCCGUUCCCCAGGACAGCACACAUCAGGCCCAUUUGUUUGGCCACCGCAGAGAGGUCCAUUGAUGCGCGCUGCUUUGUCGCCGGUUGGGGAAAAAAGGAAUACCCGGAUGUUGAGUAUUCGAGCAUACUGAAGAAAAUUGAGCUGCCCAUCGUGGACAGGGCUACGUGCCAGAAUCAGUUGAGGCAGACCCGCCUGGGCAGAUCCUUCGUCUUGGCCCCUAGCUUCGUUUGCGCAGGUGGAGAGAAGGGUAAGGAUGCCUGCCAGGGCGAUGGCGGAUCCGCGUUGUUCUGUCCCCUGGCCGAUAACACCUCUCGAUACGAGCAGGUCGGAAUCGUCAACUGGGGCAUCGAAUGUGGAACGGAAAACGUACCGGCUACGUACACGAAUGUGGCCCAGUUUCAACCGUGGAUUGAGCAGCAGCUGAAGCUGGCGUCCACCGAGGCAGCGUGGUAA
Molecule: messenger RNA, 912 nt
Organism: Drosophila miranda
Lineage: Eukaryota; Metazoa; Arthropoda; Insecta; Diptera; Drosophilidae
Product: phenoloxidase-activating factor 2-like
Exons: 2
Coding region: 13-912 (299 amino acids)
Biological process (GO): proteolysis
Molecular function (GO): serine-type endopeptidase activity
Source: RefSeq, a predicted model, not a curated record